Messenger RNA from Culicoides brevitarsis, 1887 nucleotides. RefSeq names its product probable cytochrome P450 301a1, mitochondrial (gene Cyp301a1). Gene Ontology annotation, molecular function: heme binding; monooxygenase activity; iron ion binding. The record is from RefSeq and is a predicted model, not a curated record. NCBI's taxonomy places the organism in Eukaryota, Metazoa, Arthropoda, Insecta, Diptera, Ceratopogonidae. The transcript has 8 exons. Bases 148 to 1821 code for a protein of 557 amino acids.
CGCGAAUCAAGACGAAUUUUUUUUUUAAGUCAAUCGCGUUCAAGAAUUCCUUUUUCUUGAAUUUCUGUUCAUUCUUCAUGAAUUAAUUUGAAUUAUUAAAAAAAAUAUUUAAUAAAAAAUCAUCACUGACAAUAGAACAACGCAACAAUGAGUUCAUCACGUAGCAGUUUUUUGGCGCGUGAAUUAAAUAAUAAGUUAUCGCCACUAAUCAACAGCGGCAACAAGAGUCGCACCAUAAUUAAAAGUGAAAAUGCAACGCGACAACGAUCGACAGCGACAGCAGCUGCCUGCCCUCAUUUGGCAGAAAUCCAACCAUCAGCAGCUCACGAAGCAGCCCACAGCGAGGCUUGGGCCAAUGCGAGACCCUACAAAGAAAUUCCUGGACCGCGAGCUCUUCCGAUACUCGGAAAUACUUGGAGAUUCGCACCCAUCAUUGGCCAAUACAAAAUUUCCGAUGUUGCUGACAUGUCAUAUCAACUCUACAAAUAUUUCGGCAAAAUUGUCAGAGUCAGUGGCUUAAUUGGGCGUCCCGAUUUGUUGUUCAUUUACGACUUGGAUGAAACUGAAAAGGUUUAUCGUAAUGAAGGUCCAACUCCAUUCCGCCCAUCGAUGCCAUCUCUCGUGAAAUACAAAAGCGUUCUUCGCAAAGACUUCUUUGGCGAUCUUGGCGGCGUCGUUGGAGUACAUGGAGAACCUUGGCGCGAAUUUCGGUCACGAGUACAGAAGCCCGUGUUGCAAUUAUCGACAGUGCGUCGCUACGUAUCGCCAUUGGAGCAAGUAACGAACGACUUUAUGGAUCGCUGUGGCACUUUAUUAGACGCGAACAGCGAAUUGCCGGAUGAUUUCGACAACGAAGUGCACAAAUGGGCCUUGGAAUGCAUCGGAUUAGUCGCUCUCGAUACGAGAUUGGGUUGUUUGGAGCCAGAUUUGGGUCCCGAUUCGGAGCCCAUUCAGAUAAUUAAUGCGGCGAAAUAUGCUUUGCGGAAUGUGGCGACGUUGGAAUUGAAGGCGCCGUAUUGGAGAUACUUUCCGACGCCGUUGUGGACAAAAUAUGUGAAUAAUAUGGACUUUUUUGUGGAGGUUUGCUUGAAAUAUAUUCGAUCGGCGACAGCAAGGAUGGAAGCACGUGAAGGAUUAGCUUUGAAAGGAGAACCUUCGUUGUUGGAACGCGUCAUUCAAUCAGAGAAAAGUGAGAAAUUGGCUACAAUUAUGGCGUUGGAUAUGAUUUUAGUUGGAAUUGAUACCAUCUCCAUGGCUGUUUGUUCCAUUUUAUAUCAAAUCGCAACACGUCCCGCAGAGCAGGAAAAAAUUUAUCAAGAGCUCAAACGAGUCAUGCCCGACCCGAAUACCGAGCUAACGAUGCCCCUCAUCGAUAAAUGUCACUACAUGAAGGCUUUUAUCCGCGAAGUGCUCCGCGUGUACAGCACCGUCAUCGGAAACGGGCGUACCGUGAUGGAAGACACCGUAAUUUGCGGCUACAGGAUACCAAAAGGCGUUCAAUGCGUUUUUCCGACAAUCGUAACGGGAAAUAUGGAAGAAUAUGUCACAGAAGCGGGAAGUUUCAAGCCCGAGAGAUGGCUCAAAGGCAGCGAGGGCGGAUUCGAAGGCAAUUUACAUCCAUUUGCGUCACUUCCUUACGGAUACGGAGCGAGAAUGUGUCUCGGGCGACGAUUUGCUGACCUUGAAAUGCAGAUUUUGUUGGUGAAGUUGCUGCGAUCUCACAAACUCGAAUACAACCAUGAGCCAUUGAAAUACGCUGUGACCUUCAUGUACGCUCCCGAGGGCCCGCUGAAGUUCAAAAUGACAAAACGACCGGAAUAAACGUUUUUGCUGUUAUUUGUUGAAUUUUUUUUUGUAUUUUUUAUCCGACUGUAAAUAAAAAUUAAA